GGCUGCUACUCAUCAGCAGGAAUAUUGUGGGGAGCUACUGCACAUCACCCCGGCCAUGCACCCUGGGGCCCCCACAGCCCCUGGAGUCCCUGAGCCUGGCCCCCGGGAGCUGUGUGCCUUUGUGAGCGGGGCAGCCACCCACAUGCUGCGUGCCCUGAACCCCCGGAGGACCCGACCCCCGAAAAGGAGGCCCAACCACAGGAGAUUCCUAUACAAUCAGAUUUGCAGGCAGUUUGCCAAGAUCGAGGCUGCCACCCAGCGCCUGGCCCAGUCCAUCCUGUCCCAGGAGGCACCUCCCCAGAGACCACGGCUCCAAAGGCCACCCCUGACACCUCCAUCCCCUUUCCUGGGGGUGGCUUGUGCUGUGGCCCCCACUGAAGUGCCCCAUGCACCUGGCCCCAGCCUGAGCCAGGCUGCCCUGGACACCUCCACCCUCGACCUCUUUGAUGACAUUGCGCUCACCCCAGAGUGUCCCCCAGUGCCAUCGGACCUGUCCCAUUGUGCCUGGAACCAGCCAGACCUAAGGCAGGCCCCAUGUUUCUUUGAUCCCCUGCCCCCUUCCCCACCUGCCCUAGGGGAAGCAGGUGAGCUCUUUGCUCCCGAGGGGGGUUGGAUGGGCAGGUGGGAGAUGACUUGUACCUGCCAUUCUCAGGGGAUCCCUGAUGGCUGGGGGAUCUGCUCCCCAUGACACACAAUCACAACCCAGCCAAGGCCCCGGGAAAAACCAGAGGUACCCCCCAGGAACCCCAGUUCCAUCCCCUCCCCUCCCAUCCACUCCAGUCCCAUCCCUUCCCCCUGGGAAAAUGAACCAUGCCCAGACUCCCACUUGGGACCACCACUUCACGGGUCUUCUCCCAGGUUCAGGGCCCCCACCUCUACCUCUUGGGGGGGCCUCGCUUCCCCCCUCCCUUUUUUUCCCUUCUUUCUCUCCAACCCCAGCUCCCUCUCACCCUGGCUCCUCUCUGCCUAAUGUCUGGUCUUGUCUCAUUUACUUCCAAAGAUGUGUUGUGCACCUACUAUAUGCCAGGCCCAGGUCCAGGUGCUGAACAUUCAGCCCUGAAUAAAACAGACACGAUGCCUGCCCGCUCCGAGUUCACAAAGUGGGUGGGGCCCGCGCGGGCUGGGAGCCGGGAGCCGUCGGGAUUGUAUUCCGGGCCUGCUGGGGCAUCUCUGUCUCUCGCUCUUAACUCUGUUUCAAGCACGGAGUCUCUAUAUUGCAAACACCGCCCUAGGAGGCAGGUGCAGAGAACAAACGAGCUUCGCCGCGCCUUUAAACCCUUUCCUUGGAAAGUGCUUGGGUCCCUUUGAGUUUCCGUCUCUGGACCGAGGGGCCUAGGUGCGAAUUCAGAACUGCCCUUCCCUGCACGUUCUCCUUCACGCACGGCCCUGCGGUCGGAUUCUUACUGGGGCUCCGCGGCGCC
Messenger RNA from Manis pentadactyla (Chinese pangolin), 1421 nucleotides. It is a transcript of the gene C15H19orf85, whose product is annotated as chromosome 15 C19orf85 homolog. The coding region runs from base 56 to 688 and encodes 210 amino acids. The transcript has 2 exons. The record is from RefSeq and is a predicted model, not a curated record. NCBI's taxonomy places the organism in Eukaryota, Metazoa, Chordata, Mammalia, Pholidota, Manidae.